This is a messenger RNA of Tarenaya hassleriana, 1131 nucleotides long. Its product is annotated as fatty acid desaturase 4, chloroplastic-like. The record is from RefSeq and is a predicted model, not a curated record. The coding region runs from base 122 to 1024 and encodes 300 amino acids. Lineage: Eukaryota; Viridiplantae; Streptophyta; Magnoliopsida; Brassicales; Cleomaceae. The transcript has a single exon.
UGUCUCAAUUAAUAUCCACCACGUUCUUCCGUUAUACGACCACCUCUCCUCUUCCCUUCGCUUUAUGUAAUCACAAGACGAAGAAACCAAACACAGAGUUUCACUUCUCUCAUCUCUUCCAAUGUCUUCUGCUUCAGCUUCUCUCCAUGCCACGUGCUCUCUAAGGUCCCUUCACAGCGUCCGCCCAUGGCGUCUCCACGCGCGUGUGUUGACAUGCUCGGUCACGACCAAGCCCAGACCUUUCGGUGACGGCCUGGUGGCUGAGCCACGGCUCUUGAGCCCUCCAAACCCGACUGAGCUCGCUCCUCCCCGGUUAAACGACCCGUCUCUGAAAUCAACGUGGCCGCACCGUUUAUGGGUCGCCGCUGGUUCUACCACCGUCCUUGUUUCCGCUGCCAAAUCCAUCGCCGGAAUGUUGAGUUCCCACAUGUGGCUCGAACCCGCGAUAGCCGGAUACGUUGGCUAUAUAUUAGCCGACCUAGGAUCCGGGGUCUACCACUGGGGCAUCGACAACUAUGGGGACGGGUCAACGCCCGUGUUUGGGGCUCAGAUUGAAGCCUUCCAGGGUCACCACAAGUGGCCGUGGACCAUCACCAGGCGUCAGUUCGCCAACAAUCUCCACGCUCUGGGUCGAGUCAUCGCCUUUGCGGUCCUUCCGCUGGACCUUGCCUGCGACGACCCCGUCCUACACGGGUUUGUCAGCGUGUUCGCAUUCUGCAUAAUGUUCAGCCAGCAGUUCCAUGCUUGGGCACACAGCACAAAGAGCAAGCUUCCACGGCUCGUGGUGGCGUUACAGGACAUGGGUGUGCUGGUUUCCCGGUCACAGCACGCGGCUCACCACCGGCCGCCAUAUAACAACAACUACUGCAUAGUGAGUGGGGUAUGGAACAAAUUUUUGGACGAGACCAAGAUUUUCGAGGCAAUGGAGAUGGCGCUGUAUUUCAAGCUCGGGGUUAGGCCGAGGUCGUGGAGUGAGCCGAACCCAGAUUGGACAGAAGAGACCGAGGCAUCCUCCCAAACUUGAAAACACAAUUUCUAUGUUUUUGGGCUGUAAUUAAGGAUAAAGAGUGUAUGUGUUCAAAUGGACAAUGAUUUCUCCAUAUAAUUGAUAAGAUUUUUUCUGUGUGCAUA